CCGCGCGCGUAUCACCAUGGUCCAGGGGGGAAACCGCCCAGAUGUAUGACUGCCGGGCGGUUGACGAAAUUGUGAAUCCGAUUAUUACGGCGGAGGAGCUUUAAGAUCCCGACAUCCGACAUCGACGCAUGCAACGCCAAUAAACAAUAAAUACACAGAGGGAGCGGAGCCGUUUGCGUUUCUUAAGGAAGAUACCCCUUAAUUAUUUAACGUGCGAUCAUCAUACAAAAAAAAGAUCCAUCAGACGAGGGGAAGAAAAAGAUCUCACAGAGAGGGAGAGAGGGAGAGAGGGAGAGAGAGAACGGAAGAUAGCAAAGAUGGGGAGAUCUUCGACGAUCUCGUGCUUCAAGUUUAUGACGUGCAGCGGCGAUGUAGCUGGCGGCGACAAUCCCGCAUCGGUGGAGGUCCGGGCCGUGCAAGUGUUUGAUGAACUCCAUUUUUGCUGGAUAGUCCGCAUGUUUGGGGGUGAAAAGGGCGAUCUGUUUGGAUCUAAGUAUUUCUAGAGCAAAGCAUCGCUGGAUAAAGGGAGGUGGAGUUUCCGAAAGAGAUCCUCUAGGCACUCUGUGAUCUCAGAACCUGGUUUGAACACGAAUAUACCAGAAACCAUGACUAAUAACUUCGACUCUGGAAAGGAUUCACCUCUUCCGGAAAGCCCGCCCAUACUAGAAGAGAUAAAUGAAAAACCCCUAUUAUCAGCUGCAGUUAAUUCAGAAGUAGCUGACACAGUAUAUUUGUCUGUGCCACAAAGCCCCCCUGGGCUAGAACAGACAAAUGAAACACCUCCAAUACCAGCUGUAAUUGUUCCAGAAGUAUCUGAUGUGCUGCUUGCUGCUGAAGUUACAACCACCAUUGAUAACAAUUUCCAGGAAGAUGUUGUUACCGUCAUCCAGGCUGCUAUCAGGAGAUACUUGGCUCAAAAAGAACUUGAAAGACGUAAGAAUCUUGUCAAGUUGCAAGCUGCUGUACGUGGUCAUCUUGUCAGGAGACAAGCUGUGGGAACUUUGCGAUGUGUACAAGCCAUUAUCAAAAUGCAAGCACUUGUGCGGGCUCGCCAUGCACAUCGGCUAGAGGAGAAGUUUGCUGCAGGAGAGAAGCUUGAUGAGAAAAUCCAGAUUAAUAGUGGCAUGAAAUCAGAUACAGCAUAUACUUCAACUGAGAAAUUACUUUCCAAUGCAUUUGCUCGUCUGCUUUUGGAGUUGAUGCCCAAGACAAAACCUAUUCAUGUCAGUUGUGAUCCUUUGAGAUCUGAUUCAUCAUGGAAAUGGUUGGAGAGGUGGAUGGUUGUGAUGUCUUCAGAAAUAGGGCAGCAGCAGGAGUUUAAUUUAGAUAAAGAUAAUCAGGGGGAGAAAGAAAAGACCAACUUUGCUGCUUCCAGAGCAGUAAACACUGUUCCUCACACUGUCGCCUCUAUAUCAUCAGAUUCAAAGUCAUCUCCUAGUAAAUCAGCAAUAGCAAUUGAAGGUAAAGGAGAUUUAAUAAAGGAAGAUUCUGCUGAAUACGAAGUUCAUAUUUCUGUAUCCAUUUCAAAUCAAAGCAACAGUUUCGUAGCAAAAGAUGACCAAGAACAGUCGCAGCACGAGAGUAAGACUUCAAGCAUGAUUGAAGAGAAUAAUGAAUCUGCAGCAUCAAUUGAAGGUGAAGUAGAUAUAAUAUAUGAAAAUUCUGCUGAAUAUCAAAUUGAUGUUCCUGUAUCUAUUCCAAAUCAAGAAAUCAGCUCUGUAGCAAAAAAAGACCAAGAGCAGUCCCAGUGUGAGAGUGAGACUUCAGGCAUGAUAGAAGAGAAUAUGAAAAGUGGGGGGUUCGAGGAGACUUUUGAUUCUACCACAAGUCAAGUACCAGCACAAUCAGAUGCAACUUCACAGUCCUUACUUGAUAACAAUUCCACCAAGCCUGGAGUUGACAUGGAAAACCAGAAGUGUGUCAUUGAAGGGGCAACCUUUGAACCACUGGAGACUCAAGGGAAAAAGUGUGCAUUGAAGUCAAGAAAGGAACUUAGUCCAGCAUUUGCUGCUGUACAAUCAAAAUUUGAGGAACUGAGCUCAGCUUCUAGUGCAAGCAGGUCUGUCGCUUAUGUUAAUCGAGGUGCUGGAGUUCAAUCUAAACUAAUUCAUCCUCGAGUUGAUUCUCUGACAAAGACUGAGGAGCAUAGCAUGAUAGAAAACUCAAUAUCUCAUGGUCCGGUUGAGAAUUCUGCUUCGGAAUGUGGCACUGAGAUAUCUGCCUCUUCUACAUCUGACUUGCCAGAAAGAUCUGGAGUUGAUGACAGGGGUAUUGCACUUAAAGUUGGAGUUUUACAGAAAGGAAAUUGUAAUUUGACUGAUGGUGCUGAUAGUGCGUUAAAUAAUGAAAUUAUGAAUUCUGACGCAAAAUUUAGUCGCACUGAGUCAGAUGUGUUAUGGCCACAAAUACUUAAGGAAAGUGAUAAAAAUUUGUCAAGUACUGAUGCUACUGUUGAUUCAAAACAGGAGGAUCAACUGCCAGCAGAGUCAACAACAUCAAGCAUUCAGAUUCAAGUUGACAAUCUGAAAGAUACACAAAUUUGUAGUUUAUCACCAGAGGGUUCUCCCAGAAGCCAUGUAACUGCUCCAGAGUCGCAUAUAACACCAUCCAGCCAGAUCUCAGCAAAAACUAAAACAAGAAAGGCAGAAAACAAUAUCCAUGCUCAAAAGCAGAGAUCUCAGUGGGCACGCAAGAACUCGUCAUCAGUUCCAAAGAAUGACUCAGGUGCAAGAAAAAGCGCGGAACAUUUGCCAAAGGAUGCAAAGAAUGCUAAAAUACAUAACUCAUUCGGGAUGGCUAAACCUGAUCACAAUGAUCAUGAGCCCAGGGACAGUGGCAGCAACACCCUCCCAAGAUAUAUGCAAGCCACUGAAUCUGCAAGGGCGAAGGUUCAUGAUAUAAUCUCUCUGAAAUCAAGCCCAAAUGUCCAUGACAAAGAUGACCACAUGAAGAAGAGACACUCCCUACCUAUUGGAGAUGUGAAGCAGGAUUCAUCCCCACACAUGCAGAGGUCAACACCACAAGCACAGCAGAAUUUAAAGACGAACAGCACCCAUUCUCCUCAGAACUCUGCUGAGAGGAGAUGGCAAAGAUGAUCAGGCCUUGUUAGUAAUUUACGAUCUAGAAGACUUAUAACAAGUUUGUUGACGUCUGCGUCGGAGUAUUGUUAUUUUUUCCUAUUGCAGUGUGGCUUCUGAUGAUGAUGAAAGUGUGGCUUAUGGCUGUAAUUUGUGGCAUGAUACAUGAUUAGGGAAAAGAGUUAUGAUUGUACACAUACAUUAACAUUGUGUGAGAGAUUUAUAUAUUUAAAUUUGGCCUUGUUUCUCAUUUGUGUGAGAUGGUAGGUAUUGAUAGCACUCAGUUGUAUACUUGUCUUAUUUAUGUAUGAACCUAAGAUGUAAUUUUUUUUCAACAGAUUAUGAAAUUUCUGGGUUUUGAUUGUAACAGAUUAGAAAAGUCUUUCUUCA
Messenger RNA from Phoenix dactylifera (date palm), 3467 nucleotides. Lineage: Eukaryota; Viridiplantae; Streptophyta; Magnoliopsida; Arecales; Arecaceae. The record is from RefSeq and is a predicted model, not a curated record.